CGCCGGUUCCGACCUCCGAACCGGAGCCAGUGUUCAGUAUCCUCGCCUGGCCAGGCCAGCUGUGUCCGCGCAUCAUGUGACGUCGCCGCCGCCGCAACAAGACUCACCAACAAAUACCGCAGAGGAAAAAAAUGUAAACGGAGACAUGUCCCUCAUCGUGUCUCGUUUGGUCCAACUGCACCGAAGCGUCAGAUAGGUCGAGGCUGGCCUGACCGUAAAUUGUUAUCGUCGUGGACACAAUUAACUUUGGAUAGGCGCUACUCAGUUGUAGUACUAGUACCACCUGACUGUUGUCUCGGUGUGAGCUAAUGCUAGCUGGGUAGCACAACAUUCAGUCAGCGGAGCCACUCAGCAGCAGAGCCGACCAUCACCUCCUCCAACCCCGGACGGAUUUGACGUCGGCACGCACUGUGGUUUGAUGUUCGGCGAAGGACACCGUGUUGUGAAUUUCGAAGAUGGAAGAGUGUCUUGACCUAAAACACUUUCUAAAGUGUGGCGUCACUUUGGAGGGUUCGUUUCUCUGAUUUGGAUUAUUCUUGGCCAAGCAGCGUCCUCAGGCCCACUAAUCCUAGACAAGUUUCUCAAUGGACACUCUGCUCAAGUCAGAAAUCAGAGACGAAGGAAGUGGUGCCUCGGUGAAGGUGGAGGGCCUUUCUAAGGCAGCUCUCAUCAAAAGUCUGUCUCCUAGAGUGAUGCUGUCCAAUCAUCUAUUGCCAAAAGGGACCAAGAUGAAGGUCAACCUAGAGGAUCAGAGUCGUCAGAAAGUGUCCUUCAGCUUCUCGCAGAUCAAGAAGCCACUGCACAGCAUUUUCGUUAUCCCUUCCAGCCCCGAAAAGUCUGACACUGAACAUCAAACUGCCUCGUCACAGCCAACAGUUGAUAAAGGAAGGGCUUCUGACAGUAAAAAUGAGCAAAAACAGACCCAUGCAGUGCCAAUUUCAACAGAACAGACAUCUUCACAAGUUCCAAGCUUUGCCGCUAAACUGAAAACAGACUUGGCAAAGAUGCAUUUCAAGAAGCAAAUACUCAGUGUGUCUGUGACUAGAGAAAAAAUAACAUCUUUUAUUCCGGAGGAGACACCCAACUCUCAAUUGCUGGUUUUGCAAAAAUCUGCAAAUGACAGCGAAACCAAAGUCCCAAUUUUGCAGCAUCAGAACCCUGUAAGUGUCUCUCCCUCUGAGGAUUCUCACCAUCACUCCUCUGAGAGCUGGACAGCAUCAAGUAUCAAGAAACCUGCUGCAUCCUCAGGAAAAGAGGAAGAUAAUUCCAGUAAUGAGCAGGAUAAAAAUGUAUACAAAAGGAAAACCAGGUCACAAACUGACACACGAACAGAGAUUGAAGAUCCAGUCCCCAUUUCUUCCAGACGCAAAUCAGUUGACUCCAAAAGUAAAACAAAUUUGGACAGCAGUAGCAAAGCAGGAAUUAAAAGGUCUUCCUCUAGGUCACGAGGGGAAGAAAAGGAAAAAAGCUCAUCAAAGCGAUCUGAGAAUCAUGAAAGGUCAUCUAGUUAUACAAAAUCGGACCGUGAUUCUAGAUACACAUCAUCGCGGUCACUGCGAUCAGACAAAGAUCGCAGAAGAUCCAGAUCAAGGUCAAGAUCAAGGUCUCGAUCUAGAGGCUCUCGAAUCAGUUCAUCUCACCCAAGAUCAGAGAGAUCGAGAGGCGAUAGAGGAUCCCGCUCAGAAAGAUCCUUUUAUCAUGAUGCCGAUCGCAGAUCAUACAGAAGUUCUCCGCGUAGAGACAGACGACGGUCUCGUUCUCGCAAUGACAGAACACGGGACAGUUCGGACUCUGAAGAUGACCAUCGCAAGACUAGGACACGGGCAAGUGACUCCAGUAGAUCAUCCACCUAUUCAAAGUCCUCUUCCUUCUCAAAAUCUGACAAAGGAUCUAAAUCUAUUGAUAUGCCACAUUCUUCAGAGUCAGAUAAAAGAAGUCAAACCUCAUCUUCGAUGUCAGAAAGGACUUCAAAGCGACUGUCAGACUCUGACUCCCAGCGCAAAUGCUCUCCAGGUGGAGAAUCAAGGCAUUAUAAAGCUAACACCCAUCAUACAAUAGACACCAACAGAAAAUCCAACUCUUCCAAACAUCCUACCCAUUUGGAUAGUGAAAAACAUGAACAUGAAAAUCAUCCAAAAAGCAGUUCUACUGACAAUGAACCUGAUCAGAGGACAAAAUCACAGGCAAGCUCUGGUUUAGAGGAAACACACAAAGAAGAGAAAACUAGUCAGCUCGACGCCAAACAGACCACCUUUUCUAGAACGCCAGAGGAAACCAGUGAACAUGAUAGACAAUCUGACAUAUUUAAUUGUCCCAGUGACGAACCAAAAUAUGAAACUACCAUGAAAUCAUGUUUGCUGGAUCAAAAAGAAAAAAACUAUGUAAAUUAUAUUCAACAGAGAAGUCAAAUUGACCACCAGGAUGGUGAGUUGACAGAGAUGCAAUGUAACAGAUUAGAUGGACCAAAAUCAAGUCUCGAAGUGAACGAAGAAAUUGCACCAGCUAUAAGCUCAAAUGAGGGCAAGAAGCAAGUAAAUGGCACCCUUGAAAAAGUAAACAAUGUGAAGGAUAGUCUUCUUCCUCAAAAUAUACCACAUGUGACUGAAAAUGCUGCUGCAGAAAGUUUAUUCAGUAGUAGUGAUGGCAUAGUAUGCAACGUGGACAUAAAAGAUGUUGACUCUUCACAAGGGUCAGUGCCUCUACCUAAUACAAUUGACGUACCUGCCGCACAUGUUGCUCAGAACUGUAAACCACAGGGUGAACUUAGUAAUGUUGUGACUGCCACUGAGCAAGCUGAAACAAAUGCACUGGUGAAAUCAGACCAAGCAUGUAAAACUGAGAACCUGAUGACACUUGAAGAAAACAUAGACAAUGAUAAAAAGAGCAGUCCUACUAAAAAGUCCCGGUGGGAUAUUGUUAGAGAGGAUGGCCCAGGGAGUGAAGAUUCGCAGCAGACACUUUUCGCUGAACUACCUGAAAACAUGGUCUUUAUAAACAAAAUAGAGUUUUCCCAAAACCAAAGUCAGAUAGACAUGAUAGAAACCACGCAAGAAUCUGAAAGGCAUUUCAUACCUGGGCAGGAGAUGGAGAGGCCAAAGCAGGCAGGUAGUUACGACCAAGGGGAGGCUUCACAGGGUAUCAUUGUCGUUAACCAUUCUCAGAAAAACUUAGAACAGCCUCUGUGCAACAGUAAUGCAACAAAGGUCAACAGUGCUGCACAGAUGGAGAGCUGGAAUGGUAACUUCAAAGAGAAAUCUGAAGAUAGUACCCACAAGCAUAAAUUACAUGAAACGUUAGCGAAUCAGUUAGCCGAAGGAGGACAUAGCGAUGCCAGUGAUAGUGACAACUCUGAGUAUGACUCUGAAUGUGAUGAGGCAAUAAAACGAUUGCAGUCUGUGGUGGUGGUGCCAAAGAAUUCCACUGUAACAAGUGAAUCACAUGACACUGGACCUUCCUCAUACAGUCCAAUUAUCUCAAAACCCCACAUUGCUAAUGAAGUCACCAAAAUGAAUGGUCAUGAAGUUCAAUAUCAAGACAGUUCUCAACAAAGACUAGAGGGUGUUUUGUACCACACUAGUUCUCUUUGUCAAUCCCAGAGUAAUAUGAUUGACAGCACUAGUCACUUAGAGGGAUCCAGCUCUACUGGUGUCUCACAGCCUUAUGUGACUGGUCCUGCCAAUGUCCACCAGUGUAUCACUAAUUUCACGCACAGCCUCGACAAUUCUGGACAUUACGACCAAGUGCAAGGCCAGCAUUAUGUCAACAGCAGAGGUGAACUGAUUCUCGCACAUUACCAACAUUCUGCCAGUGUUGACAACAUCAGUGACGGGGGUGCGUUCAACCCAAGCUGGAGUUUUGCACAGCCAGAACAGCCCAGUAGUACAUAUCAACAGCCAGACAGCAGUCAUGGACCAUUGUUACCACAAUCUAAACUUCCAGAAAACUUUCCUAACGUACAGCAGCAUAGACACCACAGUGUCUCAUGGAACAACCAAACCUCCGACAUGCAGACUAGCAAAAAAAACUACCCCCAUGUAUAUCAGGACUUUGCAGGUGAAAUCCACCCAGACUCACUCACUAAUGACCAUGACGACUAUUGCGGGGCUAAACCAUCCAAUCUUAGUAAAGCAACUGUCGACUCUAGUGGACCACCGGGGGCUCCAGGGUUUGUGCAAGGUCACGAAAUAAGCAGCAACAGCAGGUGCUCUGCUGUGCCUGACCCCCCGCGGGAGAACAGCUUCAAGACCCACAGAAGCAGGGGUCCUCCCAAGAAAAGACGACCAGAGAUUGAGUCCGAUUCGGACAACGAGGCGGAAGCUGGACCUACUGCCAAAAGGGAGCGUCAAGGAGAAACCGAGGAUGCGAAAGAAACUAAAGUCAAAGUUGAGGUGGUCCGUCCGUCACUCACUCUGCAGCACUUUCAAGACUCCAAUCGAUGGAAAGAGUUUUCCAAGACAAAGAAGAUGCCCCCUUAUUUUGACCUCAUUGAAGAGAAUCUAUACCUAACUGAGCGAAAGAAGAGCAAAUCUCAUCGUGAUAUCAAGAGGAUGCAGUGUGAGUGCCCAAUGCUGCCCAAACAGGACCGUUUACGGGGUAUGUUGGCGUGCGGGGAAGACUGUUUAAAUCGGCUGCUGAUGAUUGAAUGCUCGUCACGGUGCCUGAAUGGACACUAUUGCUCAAAUCGACGCUUUCAAAUGAAGCAGCAUGCAGACUUUGAAGUCAUCCUCACCGAAGACAAGGGUUGGGGUCUACGUGCAGCUAAGGACUUGUCUUCAAAUACCUUUGUGCUAGAAUACUGUGGGGAAGUGUUGGACCACAAAGAGUUCAAAACAAGAGUGAAAGAAUAUGCACGCAACAAGAACAUCCACUACUAUUUCAUGGCUCUAAAGAAUAACGAGAUCAUCGAUGCAACACUGAAGGGUAAUUGCUCUCGGUUUAUGAACCACAGCUGCGAGCCCAACUGUGAGACCCAAAAGUGGACGGUCAAUGGCCAGCUUAGAGUCGGGUUCUUCACCACCAAAGCAGUCAGUGCAGGAACUGAGUUGACAUUUGACUAUCAGUUUCAGAGAUACGGGAAAGAAGCCCAGAAGUGCUUCUGUGGAGCACCCAGCUGCAGGGGCUUCCUGGGAGGGGAGAACCGAGUCAGUGUCCGAGCGGCUGGAGGGAAGAUGAAGAAAGACCGAACUCGAAAGAAUGCUCUCACCACAGUUGAUGAGGAACUGGAGGCAUUACUAGAGAAUGGCGAAGGACUCUAUGAUGGGAAACAAGUGGUGUCCCUGUGCAGACUUAUGGUCCGUGUGGAAAACAUGGAGCAGAAACUCACCUGUCUCAAGCUCAUACGUGAUACACAGAAUCCGUCUUGCUUAAAGCAGUUCUUAGAUCAUCAUGGCUUGUCUUUGCUUUGGAUCUUCAUGGUGGAGAUUUCUGAAGCCAAGGGGAAUUGUGCCAUUAACAUCAAACUGCAAUCGGAGAUUAUGAAGACAUUGUCUGUGUUACCCAUAUCCACUAAGAACAUGCUGGAAGAGAGUAAAGUCCUGACCUUCAUUCAGCGAUGGGCCCAAACGAAAGCUCUCCCUCAGCCCACUGAGAUGGACGGUUACUCCAGCGAGAACACUUCACGUGCUCAGACGCCCCUAAACAUACCUGAUGGUUCCUCCUCUAAAUUGGGACCAGAGUGUGACAGGGACACCUCCAAACCUGCUGUGUAUCGCCGCCUUAAAAUCAUCAGCGAAAACAGUCUGGACAGUGCCCUCUCAGAUGCCAGCAAAGCGUCUGAUGGCAAGGAGGAGUAUGAGGAGGAAGAUGAUGAGGAAGAGGAUGAAUCUGCCCAGAGUGCACUGCCUGAUGAGAAACCGAAGGUAAAUGCGAUCAAUGAAGCUGCUAAUCCAGUGAAAGAAUCACCGAAAGAGGAGGUAAAAGACAUCAAAGUGGAGAAACAGGAAGAGACGCAAAUGGCUUCAGACGGUCAGGAACACGUUGAUGUUGAAGAGGUAAAAGACCAAAUUGAGUUGGAGGAGAAGCCCUGUGAGGUGAAAGUGGAUGUAAUUGAUGAACCGAAGAAGGAAUCUGAGGUAUCUGAUAAGCCUAGCGGAGAAGAGCUGACCAUCCAGGCACCAACAGAAAUGACUGAAAUGGAAAGUGACCAGCCUACAGUUGAGAUUCAGGAAUCAGAGAUCGAGCCAGUUCAAAUGGAUGUUUCUGAGGCUCGAGCUGAACAGCCUGCAGAGCAGAUGGUAGCCAAGACAGAAACACUGGAGACUGAGAAUCCUCCUCCUGGCCCUGAGGCCCAACCUGAUGAACCUGGCACCGUCGCUCCCCAAAAUUCUGACACCCCCGAGGUCAGUAUGUCUACAGAAGACACACCAGCACCUACAGAUCCACAAGCGAUAGAAACACCUUCUCAGGAUGAAGAGGAAGGUGUUUCUGAUGUGGAGAGUGAGCGGAGUCAGGAGCCCCAAAUCAGUGCUUUGGACAUUAGCAGCAUGGCGGCCAGGCUGUUGGACAGUUGGAAGGAUCUCAAGGAGGUGUACAGAAUACCAAAGAAGAGUCAGGUGGAAAAGGAAGCCAAUGAUUGUCUCAAAACAGAUCGCAGUAGAGAUCGUGAAACAACUCUGACUCCACGCAACACCUCUGGUAGUCGAGAGCGUGAAAGGGAGCGUGAAAAGGACAGGGACAGGGACAGAGACCAUGACCGGGAUUGGGACAGGGACAGGGAGCGAGACAGGGAAAGAGAAAGGGACCGGGACAGGGAGCGUGAUCGAGACAAAACUCCACGCAGCACUGAGAGACGGAGGCGACGGUCCACAUCCCCACCCUCCUCCUAUGAGCGGAGCAGCCGGCGCACUGAGGAACGGUUUGACCCGUCAAAGACACCUCGGGGAACUGGCAGCAAGGAGCGCAACAAGCUGUCCACAGAGGAACGCAGGAAGCUGUUUGAGCAGGAGGUUGCUCAGCGGGAAGCCCAGAAGCAGCAACAGCAGCAGCAGCAGCAGCAGCUCCAAACUAUGGCCUACGACCCUGCCUUGGCCUAUGCCUCGACUUCUGGCUUCAUCACCUAUCCACCUGGAUACCCCCUCCAGACUUUUGUGGAUCCCACCAACCCCAACGCAGGCAAAGUACUACUACCCACCCCUACAGCUGACCCCACCAUGACCUAUGAACAGACUACUCCCCAAAGACUAGUCUCAGAUCUUGGGCUUCCCUCGCCAUCAUCCACUUCACAAGCCACUCCUGUUUCUAAUAUCUCUCAGCACAUCACCAACGCCAACCUCACCCCUGCUGACACGCAGCAGUACGCCCAGCCCGCUGUCGGAGCCCAGGACUCGGGCGUGUCUGUCCUCUCCGUGCCCGCCCAGACGGCGCCCCAGGUCCAGAGCCAGCAGAGCUACGCCACUCUGUGGGAUCCAGCCACCCAGCAGGCAGUGACCGUGCAGACGCAGCCAGCGCAGCAGUACGCGGCAGCCCCGGCGCAGGCCCCCACGCAAACGGCAAUCUACUACCAAGGCCAGCCGUGCCAAACCAUCUACAGCAUCCCAACUGCUUACCCUCAGACCAACACUCCAGUCAUACAGGCCUACUCUGACCCCGCAGCCAGCUACUUGCAUGGCCAGACAGUGUAUCCUGGGCAUCAGCAGGGCGUGGUGGUGCAGCAGGGAGGCACAGUCACCACCAUCGUCACCUCCCAAACUGUCCAGCAGGAAAUGAUUGUACCCAACAAUGUGAUAGAUCUUCCUCCUCCCUCGCCCCCGAAGCCCAAAACUAUCGUUCUACCUCCCAACUGGAAAGUGGCCCGGGACCCUGAAGGAAAGAUCUACUAUUACCAUAUUGCCACAAGGCAAACUCAGUGGGAUCCUCCUACCUGGGAUGGAAGUAGUGACACCAAUAUGGACCAUGACUCUGAGAUGGACCUUGGCACUCCCACUUACGAUGAGAAUCCCUCCAAGUUCUCAACCAAAACAGCUGAAGCAGACACUUCCAGUGAAUUGGCAAAGAAGAGUAAAGAGACAUUCCGCAAAGAGAUGUCCCAGUUUAUUGUGCAGUGCUUAAAUCCUUAUCGGAAGCCAGACUGCAAACUUGGCCGCAUUAGCAACACAGAGGACUUCAAACACCUGGCAAGAAAGCUAACCCACGGUGUCAUGAACAAAGAACUGAAGGCGUGCACCAACCCUGAGGACCUGGACUGCAACGAGAACGUCAAGCACAAGACCAAGGAGUACAUCAAGAAGUACAUGCAGAGGUUCGGUGCCGUGUACAAACCCAAGGAGGACACGGAAGUCUACUGAGAGCAUGUUUGCUUAAUCCCACCCGUGACCUACGACCGCGCUUUAUUUAUGAUGCUCGGAUGAACCCCGGACAAGAUCUCGGACACAGACGGGGUGCUACAUACAGUUUCCACAGGCUAAUUUAGUUUUAGUUCCUUUGUUUUGUGGUUUUAAACGGGUGUGAAUGAAGUAUAAGCCAACUUUGUUUCUUUUGACACUUUCCACUGUUGAAAAUGGAUCAAUGAACAGUCUGCUUCAUUUUCUGGUGCUGCUUUUAACUGCGGAGGUUCAAGUUUCCACUCGCCGAAAAAACCUGCAGGACUUUUGGGAGCCACUUCCGAGCUUUUGUCCACUCCAGGUCCACGGUGUGUGCCGGUCAUCCAGAUUUUGUGUCUUUUUAUCCGUUAGGUCACUUAUGACGUCGGGAGCACGGUUUGUUUGCGAUGUUUGAUGUGCCACGCUCCCUCCCCAUCCUCACGUCCUCUUCUGACUGGACUCACACAGAAGAGUGUAGCAUUGCAGUUUUAACUUAUAAACUUAUUUUUUAAUUAA
Messenger RNA from Phyllopteryx taeniolatus (common seadragon), 8813 nucleotides. It is a transcript of the gene setd2, whose product is annotated as SET domain containing 2, histone lysine methyltransferase. Gene Ontology annotation, biological process: regulation of DNA-templated transcription. The transcript has 22 exons. The record is from RefSeq and is a predicted model, not a curated record. Gene Ontology annotation, cellular component: chromosome; nucleus. Gene Ontology annotation, molecular function: protein binding; histone H3K36 methyltransferase activity. NCBI's taxonomy places the organism in Eukaryota, Metazoa, Chordata, Actinopteri, Syngnathiformes, Syngnathidae. The coding region runs from base 585 to 8282 and encodes 2565 amino acids.